AAAAAAAAAAAAAAGAAAAAAAAUUAACGAUAUUCAACAUGCCGAGCGAAGCGUUACUUUUCCUUUUUGCUGUCAUUAUGGCCGCAGUUCUACUAUUUACGAUGGUUUUCUUUACAAUUAUGUUUUCGGAUCUUGAAUGUGAUUAUAUUAAUCCUAUUGAUCUUUGUAAUAAAUUGAAUCAGUUUGUACUUCCAGAAAUGAUGGCUCAUGCUUUCCUUGCUUUUAUAUUUUUAAUUAAUGGAAGUUGGAUCGCAUUAACCAUCAAUGCGCCAUUAGUUGCUUAUAAUGUUAACAAAGUAACAAGUAAUAAACAUAUGUAUGAUGCUACGGAAAUUUUUAGAACUUUAGGACAACAUAAAAAAGAAUGUUUUGCUAAACUUGGAUUUUAUCUUAUUAGUUUCUUUUAUUAUCUGUAUAGGAUGAUUGUCGCACUCAUCAAUGAAUCCUAAGAUUUUCUGAAAGUUUGUGAUAAAAAAAAACAUUGAUAUGUUAGGAAUUAAUAAUUCUUGGGUUAAUAUGAUGAUAUUUAACUUGAGAAUGAUCGUAUUGUAAGGUGAAAAGAGGGAUUCAAAGAAAAAUUAUAUUGGGGAAGAAGAUUUAUUUUUUCGAUCAAAAAAAGAGAAAAAAGAGCAAUACGUAAUCAAAAGUGAUUGGGGUUUUUAAACAUUAGUUCAAUUUAGUUAAUAUUAACAGUUUUAAUAUAAACGUAUAUGUUUUAUUUAUUAACAUUUUGUUUUUUACAUAUUGUAAUUUUGUACAGAAAAGAAAUAAAUUUCUUUAUAUUUGAUGUACUGUUAUAGGAUGUGUGGAAAAAAUUUUUAUGACAUCAUAGAUGCGUAACAAAAAAAAAAAAAAA
Rhizophagus irregularis DAOM 181602=DAOM 197198 is the source of this 856-nucleotide messenger RNA. RefSeq lists its product as uncharacterized. NCBI's taxonomy places the organism in Eukaryota, Fungi, Glomeromycota, Glomeromycetes, Glomerales, Glomeraceae. Gene Ontology annotation, cellular component: COPII-coated ER to Golgi transport vesicle; endoplasmic reticulum membrane. Gene Ontology annotation, biological process: endoplasmic reticulum to Golgi vesicle-mediated transport. The record is from RefSeq and is a predicted model, not a curated record.